AUGUCGCGUAAACGUCGCAAUACAUCAUCACCAGAGUUGUCUCCAUCACCACAUCGUAAGCGUGUUGUCUCGCCAUCACUGUACGACGAUGCGGAAGAUUCGGACGAGCCACAGGCCAGUAAGGAGAAGCCACAAGUCAAUGCGGUCUUUGGACAAACUGGCGCAUUUCCAGGAUUAGGGGACGAAGAUGAUGGAGAGAUGUUCUACGGUCCUGCGAAUGAUGGCAUCGGGUACCUGCGCAUGUGCAGAUCCGAAGCUCGAGGAGUCCCUAUCCUGCUGACCGCUCCCCGCAAUGACCGAGGUGGAUUGGAUGCGAAUGGGGAAGAGCAUGUGAACGGAGGGUACUGGGAAGAUGGCGCAUACACAGCAGCAGCCUCCACCCCUCCACCGAACAGUGCAACCAAGCUCUCACCAGCGCAGAGCAGAUACUAUGACUCCCUCCUUGCGCAGUUUCGCCUUUUGCAAGCUACGUUGAGAUGCACUCCCCCGCUGGAAGCCGUGCAGACACUCAGCGCAGAAGUGCCAAUAUCGUUUCCAGCAGACUCAAAAAAGGCAUGGGCACAAUGGAAGCAGCAUGUACAGUCGGCAGACCCAAGCAUGGUGCAGAUGGCGUGCAUGGACGUGGACAGUGGCUGGAAGCUGCUCAAACUGCUGAGAAAGAUGAUCGCUGGGGUCACGCUGCAGCCUCGGAGGGUUGGGACGUGGGCAUGGGCUGUACUAGGACGGUGUCCGGACUCGGGUCAAAUGGUCAGCGAGGAGGUCAGCGAGGUGAGGGCACUCGGCAAAGCAGCAGUUGCGCUAUUGCAUGCAGAAGACUUAGACGCAGACGACGAAGAAGAGCCACAAGCAGACGAAGCCGAGGGGCCUCUCCCCGGUGAUGCACAGUAUCAUGAGAAGACGACGAUUGAAUCAGCGAGUAGAGUGGCGUUAGACAUGAUCAUCACCAUUGUGGGCGAAGUUUACGGACAACGAGAUCUAUUAGAGAGGAGGGAGAUGUGGCAGCGCUCAGAAGCUUGA
Messenger RNA from Cyphellophora europaea CBS 101466, 1017 nucleotides. RefSeq lists its product as uncharacterized. Gene Ontology annotation, cellular component: SMN complex; nucleus. Lineage: Eukaryota; Fungi; Ascomycota; Eurotiomycetes; Chaetothyriales; Cyphellophoraceae. The transcript has 2 exons. The record is from RefSeq and is a predicted model, not a curated record. The coding region runs from base 1 to 1017 and encodes 338 amino acids. Gene Ontology annotation, biological process: spliceosomal snRNP assembly.